UUCAUUUGGCAUGCGGGGCGACUCGUUUCUGCGGACGUUGGAAAAGCGAGCUGCUGCAACAGGUGAAUUCCUUCGAGAAUCGUGCAGCGCCUCCGCCUUCGCAUACAACAUCGAGACAUUGCAGAACCGCAGGCGACAUAAACGAGUCCGCGUUUUGCGAGAGGAUCGAGUAUAACGUUCGCUGAAAGUGCAUUAGAGGCGUCAAAUGCAUGUGCAUAGUGCAGUGUGCGCAGCUGAGCUCGACGCUGAUUUCCUCAUGCGUUCCACUGCUGGCAGGAAGGCAAGCAACGCCGAUUUCAAACGGAUUGGAAAGGCUGCCGGUAAGCCGGAAUCUGACGAUAAUAUGUUGCUGAAGAAAUCCCGCGUCGGGCAGACAGCAAGGAGCCAAUACGGGACGGGGAUAUAUUUAUUGGAGGAGACGAGAACCGAGAUGGGAGAGUCGAGCCGCCUGCGAGGUUAUCGCACGAUGCUGAUGCUGCUGCUGCUGCUGCUGAGCUGCUUCUACCGCCUCGAAAAUCUAUGGAAGAAUACGGGGAAUCGUUGA
Messenger RNA from Diprion similis, 544 nucleotides. RefSeq lists its product as uncharacterized. The transcript has 2 exons. Bases 206 to 544 code for a protein of 112 amino acids. NCBI's taxonomy places the organism in Eukaryota, Metazoa, Arthropoda, Insecta, Hymenoptera, Diprionidae. The record is from RefSeq and is a predicted model, not a curated record.